AUGCUCUUGGAUCGUCUCUCGGUGCUUUCCUUGCCGGUGGACAUCUCGAACCUCUGGUAUGCAUUGCUGGUGCUGCAGCUCAUUCCCUCCGCGUUGAGAAUCUGCAAAGGUAUCUUCUAUCCAGUAUGUGCCGGAUAUGCUCUUGGCCAUACUUGGCAGCAAAAGCUGGCCUACAUCCAUUGCACUCUUCCGUGGUGGAUCGCCAACAAGCUUUCAGAUGCCUACGACAGCGGCGGCAAUAUCGGUAUCUUGCUCCAAGUUUGCAGCAAUGAAAGGAUCCGUGAAGGGAUCCAAGCGUACAUGCAAGCUCGAACCCUUAAUCCUGGUGAUGUUCCAGCAGACGACCACUUAACGCAGAUGAGUGACUACGGUGGUUCCUAUGUCACGCAGCUCUACUUGUUUGGGAAUCAGCACGUUCAAGAACACCUCGAGAUGCACAAGAUUGUUUCCUUUGUGGCACAUAUCCUGGAUGACUUUGUGGACCGAAAAGAAGACAAGAUCAAUGGGCAAUUCAACUACUUUAACGAUCAUCCAGUGGCUGUGGACAAGUCGAUGGAGCAUUGGAUUGAUCAGAUGCAGUCGGCGCGAGACUACUUCGUCGAAAGGAACGACGUUGCCAUGGUGCGGUUCAUUGACGGCUCGUGCGCGGUAACGACACUGUUUCACCCAAACUUGUACCAAUUGGUCUACAAGAAUCCAGAUUGCGACUUUGGGAAUCCAUUGGGACCACUGGCGUCACUCUUGGUCGAUCGUUUUUCCAAUUGA
This is a messenger RNA of Seminavis robusta, 765 nucleotides long. The record is from the annotation of a GenBank genome assembly. NCBI's taxonomy places the organism in Eukaryota, Bacillariophyta, Bacillariophyceae, Naviculales, Naviculaceae.